Molecule: messenger RNA, 1154 nt
Organism: Durio zibethinus
Lineage: Eukaryota; Viridiplantae; Streptophyta; Magnoliopsida; Malvales; Malvaceae
Gene: HSFB3
Product: heat shock transcription factor B3
Biological process (GO): regulation of transcription by RNA polymerase II
Cellular component (GO): nucleus
Molecular function (GO): RNA polymerase II cis-regulatory region sequence-specific DNA binding; DNA-binding transcription factor activity
Source: RefSeq, a predicted model, not a curated record
UAGGAAAGAAGAGAGGAAUUGUUAAGGAAAAGGCCUUGCAUUUCUCAUGAACUGUGGAGUCGUGUUGGGUUUCUAUUGUUGGGGUUGGGAGUUCUUAACUGCCCUUCUUCUCUUCUCCUCUUUUCCUUGAUUAAUCUCUUCUUCUUCUUCUUCUUCUUCUUCUUCCAAAUAUAGUAUAUUUCAGUUUCCAAACUUGGUAAUUAAUGGAGUCUAUGGCCGCAAGUGAUCAAAAUAAUAAUAAGGGUUUGUUAGAAUAUGUUAGGAAAUCAACACCACCACCAUUUUUGUUGAAGACAUACAAGCUGGUGGAGGAUCCGGCCACCGACCAUAUUAUAUCCUGGAACGCCGACGGGACAGGGUUCGUGGUGUGGCAGCCGGCGGAGUUUGCUCAAGAUCUCCUCCCAACACUUUUCAAGCACAGCAACUUCUCUAGCUUUGUCCGCCAGCUUAAUACUUACGGAUUUCGGAAAGUUGCAACUAGCCGAUGGGAAUUUUGCACCGACAUGUUUAGGAAGGGCGAAAGAGAGCUACUUUGCAAUAUCCGAAGAAGAAAAGCAUGGUCAAAUAAUAAGCAACAAACAGCUGCAUCAAUAAUUCAAGGGUCACCUCAGGAGUCUGAUCAUGAAGAUCAGAGAUCUUCGUCAACUUCUUCAUCUUCAGGAUACAACAACCUAGUCGAUGAAAACAAGCGUCUGAGGAAGGAAAACGGGAUCCUACGCUUGGAGCUGACGAGCAUGAAGAGAAAAUGUAAGGAGCUUCUUGAGUUGGUGACCAAGUAUGCACAGUUUGAGAGGGAAAAAGAAGAGCACGAGAGUCCGAAGCUGUUCGGAGUGAGGUUGGAAGCUGAAGGAGAGAGGGAGAGGAAAAGAAGGCGAGCUGAGAUCAUCAGUGAAAGCGCAAGCAUUUUACUGUCUCAAUCUUGCAAAUAAUGAUCAUAAAAGAAAUCCAAAACUUAGCUGAAUUAGUUUGUGUAGUUAGCAUUUAUCAGGCCUUGGAUUCGAAUAUAAGUACUUGCAAUCUUUUCCCUUAUCUUUGAACUAUGACUUUUUUUGUAUAAAAAAAAUCUGAUCAGGAGGAUAUAUACGAAAUCGUAGCAAAAAUUAAUAAAUAUAGAUUACGAUUGCAUGCAUGUAGUCAUGAUAAACUUUGCAUGU